This is a messenger RNA of Exophiala aquamarina CBS 119918, 1608 nucleotides long. RefSeq lists its product as uncharacterized. Gene Ontology annotation, biological process: transmembrane transport. The record is from RefSeq and is a predicted model, not a curated record. Gene Ontology annotation, molecular function: transmembrane transporter activity. NCBI's taxonomy places the organism in Eukaryota, Fungi, Ascomycota, Eurotiomycetes, Chaetothyriales, Herpotrichiellaceae. The transcript has 3 exons. Gene Ontology annotation, cellular component: membrane. Bases 1 to 1608 code for a protein of 535 amino acids.
AUGGGCUCUUCGCCGACCACCACCGAGCCUGAGGCUAUUGGGGCCUCCAAUUCAGAAAACCUGUCGGCCGACGAAUUGGAACUUCGUGCUCAAGGUCACAUAGGUGAAUUGCCACGUCAGUUCGGUGUCUUGUCGACCUUGUCUCUUGCUUUCACCAUCACCAAUUCCUGGAUCGCAUACUCGGCCGUGUUUGUCAUCCCUCUCAUUGCCGGCGGAGCAACAUGUGUGGUGUGGAGUCUAGUGAUUGGCUUUGUGGUAUGCAGUAUCAUCACCCUUGGUCUCGCCGAGUUAGCCAGUGCCUAUCCGACUUCGGGUGGACAGUACCACUUCUCCUUCAUGGUCGCGCCUCCGAGAUUCAGAGCGGCGGUGUCGUACACGAUCGGCUGGGUGAGUGUCUUUUCCUGGUGGAUGCUCGCGUGCGGGUCUUGCAUCUUCUGUGCACAAGCCGUCGCUGUCAUGGCUGCUGUCUACCACCCGGACUUCGCAGCCACACAGUGGCAAAUCUAUCUCAUCUACGUGGCUCUUACGAUCCUCUCCACGGCGUUGAUUACGUUGUUUCCCAAGCAACUACCUCAGGCGGAGAUUGCUUGUUUCUGGUUGUCCAUCGUCGGAUUCAUCGUAUCCACAAUUACUGUGCUGGCAAGAAGCGAGCACAAACAGACCGGUCAAACGGUCUUUGCGGACUGGAACAAUAACAGUGGCUGGGUCGACGGAGUUGCAUUCUUUAUCGGCAUUGGCCAGGGCAUGUUCGCUUUCAUUGCUCUUGACGCGGCCACACAUGUUUCUGAAGAAAUGCCCAAUCCAAGGAAAAAUGUCCCCCGAGCAAUGGGCCUGACCAUGGUCAUCGGAAUGAUCACUGGCUUUGUGUGGACUGUCGCAUUUCUGUUCUCCGCCACGGAUCUCGAUGAGGUCAUGAAUAGUCCGUCACCGUACGUAACGGUUUAUUUCCAGGCCAUUCACAACGAUCCUGUGGCUCUCUUCUUCACUGUGUGGCUGUUUCUGGCGUACGUUUCGGCCACCAUCUCCUGCUACGCAACGUCGGGACGCCUCGUUUGGGCCUUCUCCCGAGACAAUGGCCUACCCUUCAGCAAAUUCUUCAGCAAAGUCCACCCUACAUUGAAGGUGCCAGUGAACGCCACGGUUUUGACCUGCGUCUUCGCCAUCUUCUACGGCCUCAUCUACAUUGGGUCCACCACCGCAUUCAACUCUUUCCUAUCCAUAUCCAUUCUGGGUCUAAAUGCCACAUACACGGUCCCUCAGGCUAUCCUUGCGGUCUGUGGCCGUGACAAAAUCUUGCCACCUCGACCGUUCGCGCUGGGAAGGUGGACGGGGUUGUUCUGCAACAUUUUUUCCAGCCUCUGGAUUGCUAUGUACACAGUGUGGUUCUGCUUUCCUACCUUCCUCCCCGUGGAGGCUCAGAACAUGAAUUACCUGAGUGUGAUCGCUGUAGGCGAACUUUUUUUCAUUGGAUUGAGUUGGUUCCUGGGAAAGCGCAAGACAUUCACCGGCCCGAAGGUGGUGUUUGAAGGUCUACACCUGUCGGCGAGUCACAGCACCCAAGCAGUCGAAGCUGGUGAGGCUAGUCGAGGGGAUCUGAAGGGUCGAUGA